Messenger RNA from Myxocyprinus asiaticus (Chinese sucker), 1754 nucleotides. Its product is annotated as achaete-scute homolog 1b-like. Gene Ontology annotation, biological process: developmental process; regulation of transcription by RNA polymerase II. Bases 184 to 735 code for a protein of 183 amino acids. The transcript has a single exon. NCBI's taxonomy places the organism in Eukaryota, Metazoa, Chordata, Actinopteri, Cypriniformes, Catostomidae. Gene Ontology annotation, molecular function: RNA polymerase II transcription regulatory region sequence-specific DNA binding; DNA-binding transcription factor activity, RNA polymerase II-specific; protein dimerization activity. The record is from RefSeq and is a predicted model, not a curated record.
CGCGUGUUGAAAAAGCCGUGGGCUGCCAAACUUUGUAUCAGAUCGACCACUGAUACGAAGGGCGAGCGAGACUCGGACCACAAUAUACCUGAACGACCACGCGAAGGGCGCGAGAGCCGUGCGUCGACACUUGUCCUGUGUGGAUUUGUGCAAGUGCACCUUUCCAAAAGCUUUUCCAAGAAGAUGGAUAGUGCAACAAUCACCGCAACGCAGCUGACGCAAGGUGCAUGCACCAUCACUUUGCAAGAGUGCGCGCUCCAGAGUCAAACCAAGUCGAAGGUGCUGAAAAGACAGCGCUCCAGUUCACCCGAGCUUUUGCGCUGCAAGCGGAGACUCACGUUCAACGGACUGGGAUACACCAUCCCGCAACAGCAGCCCGUCGCGGUGGCGCGACGCAACGAACGCGAGAGAAACCGCGUCAAACAGGUCAACAUGGGAUUCCAGACGUUGCGUCAACACGUCCCGAACGGAGCGUCCAAUAAGAAGAUGAGCAAAGUGGAAACGCUGCGCUCGGCGGUGGAAUACAUCCGCGCGUUACAGCAGCUGCUGGACGAGCACGACGCAAUCUCGGCCGCGUUCCAGUGCGGCGUGCCGUCACCGACGCUCUCCAACGCGUACUCCGCUGACCCAGAGUCCCCACACUCCUCUUAUUCCUCAGAUGAAGGGAGUUACGAGCACCUGAGCUCAGAGGACCAAGAGCUACUGGACUUUACAACUUGGUUUGAUCGAUAUUGACUUUCUCGUGUUUGAUUAUGAGCGUAAAACUUGGCCCGGACGCGUCUGUUGACACAGCAGGCAUGCAGAGCAGGCAUGCAGAGCAGGCAUGCAGAGCAGGGAUGCUAUGGCUCAGUAGUUGAAGAUCUGGGCUUGCAACCGAUUGGUUUUUGGUUUGAAUCCGAACUGUGUGCUUGAUCAAGGCACUUGGCCCCAGGUUGCUCCAUAAGGACUAUCCAAGCAAUAAAAUGCUCACUUGUCAGUCUUUUUUUUUAAUCAAGAAACUCAAGAAUUACAACUGUGCCAAGUUACCCAAUGCAACUACAUCCAAAACAAGCCUGUUCAAUGUUUUACAACUGUCAGAACUGCUGGAUGGACUUUCACAAGUGCAGUUCUGGGCAAUGUUGAAGCGAUUCAUGCCAUAUUGUGUGGAUAAAACACACUUCCCCAGUCAAAUUGCAAGAAUGUCAGUUUUAACCCAUUCAGAAAUCUGAAGUAUGGCCAUAUAUGAAGAAACACAUAUAAUUAUAUACAUCAUUUAACACUAUUUGGAGAAAUAUACUGUAUGUUACACAUGAAAAUGACAAUUGUUGUGGUAUUUUGAAAUGUAUGUUGCAUAUAUGUAAAGAAUGUGACUUUUUAUUUCAGUGAAACCCAUAUAUGAACAUAAUAAUUUGACAUAUAUUGCCAUAUAUCAGAUUUCUAGAUGGGAAAUUGAAAUAUUGAUUAUUACCUACAACCAACUAGCAGGUCUGCUUAAUCGCCAAUGUUGAAAUUUGAAUGAUACCUUUUGUAUUGUUAAAGAUGAAGAUAUAUUUUUGUAAGUGGAGCACAACAUGUAUACUGCCUCUUUGAGACAAUGAACACGAUGAGUUUAUUGUAUUAAUAGCCACUUAGUUUAGAUCAGUGUUUUUUUUGUUUUGUUUUUUAACACUGGAGAAUUGCAAUCGAUCUGUAUUUAUCAAAAUGUUAUUGUUUAGAUUUAGUUCUUCCUGUAAAACUAUUGAUGGCAAACCUUUUUCAAUGCACUUGUCCAUUUU